Molecule: messenger RNA, 1841 nt
Organism: Manihot esculenta (cassava)
Lineage: Eukaryota; Viridiplantae; Streptophyta; Magnoliopsida; Malpighiales; Euphorbiaceae
Exons: 13
Coding region: 117-1718 (533 amino acids)
Source: RefSeq, a predicted model, not a curated record
AAUUGUAGAAGGCAUUGAGGCCCAGAAAGGCAAUCGGGUUUGUCUAGUGCAUUUAUCGGUUUCGGGUUUCUAGCCGGCGGGCUGUCGAAAGUUACAGUGAUAAUCGCUCAUACCAAAUGUGGCGGCAAAAUGUUUUUCCGGGGAACUCGGAUUCUGAUCAGAGCAUUUCUGAUGAGGAGGAAUUAAAUGGCCAUAUGACAGAUAAUUGCUUUUCUUUGAAUACGAAUGCAGAGAAAGAGCAAGGAUUGCUGCUUCAAUCACGACUGGAGAUACUUAGAGGAAUGAACGAUGGAAGUAUGGAAAAGGAAGCUGGAAAUUUAACACAUGAGGACCAAACAAGCUUCUUUGCUGGAGACAAGGUUAAAAUGCUUGAUUUCCCCAAAAACGGUGGCUUAACCUUUUCCCAAAGGAAGGAAUCUAAGCACCAUCCGGAUGAGGAAAUCAUCUCUGAUGAUGAGGAUGAUUAUGUACUUGCAAAUUCAAUUACACGUGGUGAUAGGAAGCUCAACAAAGAUAGUAAUCUCCAUGGUUUUAGAAGGGAAAAGCAAGAUGAGGCCCGCACAUGGUCCAUGAUAAGUAAAGAAGCUAAGGCAUUAAACCAUUUGAAUAAACAGUCUUUGUCUUCCUUUUCUGCCUUCUCCAGAGGGAACAAAUCUUGUAAAGGUGUUAGAGACAAAGUUAAGCCAAAAUUCUCUCUGCAUAUAAAGUCACAUAAAGUUGGUCUCUCUCGUCCUUUGACUUCUAAGGAUGAAGAUGUGAUGUCAUCCAAGGUUCUUGAUGAACCUGAACAACUGGAACCAAUUGAGGAUGAAGCCGUAGAAAAGUCAAACCUUGAGUUUCUUGAAGAUUUUCAUGGUCAAACUGAAGUGCCAUUAAUAAUUGCACCUGCUGAUGAAGCUCUUGGGAAUGGAAUUGUUGAGCAUUCAAUGACUGAGCUAUUAGAUGGGCUUCAGGAUAGGAAUGUUCAGCUAAGAGGAAAUCCUAAAAUGUUUAGAAGAACAAGAGGAAAAAAAAGGGCACAGUUAAUGGGGAAGAAAAAUAUAUCACUAUUGGGUGACAGAAACAUUGAUGAUGAAGAAAAACCUGAGCAAGUAAUUACUGGAUCAUCAAGUGAUGAUGAGGUAUUCCUUGGCUUGAAUUGCUUUCUAAUUGUUUGUUCUAGACUGUCUACUGCUUGUUCAGUUUCUAUCUUUCAGGCCAAUUAUGCAAACCUAAAUCUUGCAAACCCAGAGAUGAAGGGGCAGAGUGUGGCAGAUCGGUUUCAGGAAGCAUUAGCUGCUACCUCUUUGAGCAAUGACGGGGCCCUUGUCACAGCUGCCAAACUGUCAGGUAUUGGAUUGUUUGGGAAGUUGCAGCAGGUCAUGCAGAGUGAAAAGGAAAGAGAUACGGAUUUUCUGAAAAAAAUACAGAUGGGAGCUAGCCCCAAUGAUAAAUCACGUUGUAAUGUUGUAAAGAUCCUUUCAAUAUACUUGGAAGCAAAGCUGUCAGUUUGUCGCUGCUUGUUUGGCAGCAAUAUAGAGGGCUCCCAAAAGUUGGUGGAUAAAGAAAGGGAAGGAACAGUUAUAUUUAGUCCAAGAAUUUGUGGUGAUGUUGACCUCGAGGUUGGGAGCUUGAUUUGUAUUCAUCCUCCAUGGAAGGAGGUUCAAGCGAUGGGAAAUGACAAUAGCGUUAUCCUAUCUACAUAUUUUUCCAAAGUCUGGAAGGAAAGCAAUAAUUAAAAAUUAGUGAUAAAAUCACCUGUUGUCUCAAACCUCAUUAUCUAACCAGUGAUGAGAGACAUGGUGUUGUUAAUCAAUUUUUCUGAUCCUCGAUCUUGUUUAAAAAAGAUGUUUUAUAUGCUC